Messenger RNA from Saccharomycopsis crataegensis, 1629 nucleotides. Its product is annotated as DUF3835 domain-containing protein. The record is from RefSeq and is a predicted model, not a curated record. Lineage: Eukaryota; Fungi; Ascomycota; Saccharomycetes; Ascoideales; Saccharomycopsidaceae. The transcript has a single exon. The coding region runs from base 1 to 1629 and encodes 542 amino acids.
AUGGGAGAUUUACCGGUGUUUGAUAUCGUCGAAACCUUGGAUGACAAUGAUGCUGUGGUCUCCGCCACUGUGACUCCCACCUCGGUGUAUGAAGACAAUUUUCAAGCUUUUUUGGAAAGGACUCAGAAUCAACAACCCAAGGAGACCCUAGAGGACAAAGCUAAGAAAAUCGCAGCUCAAACUAGAAAGAACACCAAGAUUAAUGAUGGCGGGGCUGCUACCAAGGUCAAUAUCAAUAGAAUCGUUGGUAAAAAGCGUAAACAGAAGAAACUCAUAGAAAUCAACAACAAGUACUUUGCCGAUAAUGAUGAUGAUGAUGAUGAUGAUGAUGAUGACCAUCAUCAAGUGCUGACAAAUGAAGCAACAGAAAGUUCCACCAAAAAAUCAGUACGAUUCGGUGAUCAGAAUAACAAAGAGCCCCAGAUUUCACUGUUUCAGUUAUCGAAAGAUGUGGUAAAUCAGGAUUUAUCUAAGAUGUCCUUUGAAGAGUUUAGAAAAAGCUUUAUCAAAGAGGGAACAAACUCCGACCAACCAGAAGAAUCAGAAAGAAUCGAAAUUAUUGUUCCUGAAUCCCCUGCCCCUGGAAAAGGAUUAUACGAUAUUUUGGAGGAGAAAAAGAAACAGAAGUCAAAACCUUUGAUUUAUAAGCCCACAACGAAAAAAUCAACUCCAGUCAACGACGACGAAAAGCUCAAAGUGUUGAAGAAAUCAGGGUCCAAAUCUUUCGGAUCCUUGAACAAAAAACCCACCAAGAAAUCAAAACCAAAGCCGAAAAAUUUUAUAAAAGUUCCAAACAAUAAGCUUCAAUUUUCACAAAGUUUGAAGGAUGAGCGAGUUGAAAUUUCAUCGUCGCUGGUAGAAAAAGUGAUUUCUGAUGAAAAGACUGAAGAAAUUGAACAAAAUGCGAUAAAAGUAAAUGAAAACAAUAAUGACAAUGAUAACAGUAAUAAUAAUAAUAAUAAUAAUAAUAAUAAUAAUAAUAAUCAUGAUGGUGACGAUGAUAAAAAUAAUGAUGAUAACGCCAAUCCAGACGUCCCGUUAACCAAAGUCGACUUCCAAGCUCUCAAUAAUGAUAUGGACAAUAUGGUUAAUGCGUACAUGAUGGGCAUGUACGAGGAUGACUUGGGAAUCGAAUAUGAUAUGCCAAACUCCAUCAUUGAGGAUAUCAAGGAUAUUGAAAAAUACAACCAGCAGGUACUACUAGUGGAAGAAGCUAUCCGUAAUGCUGGUGGCGAUCUGGGAGAAGAAGCGAAACAAAAUAAAGAAGACAAAAAUCAACCUGAUGAUAUUGAUUCUCAACCGUUAUUGAGUGAUUCGAUUGUCGAAAGAAAUGUUGAUUCUACGGAGUUUGAGGACAAACUUAAUAAUUAUUAUCUCCUGGAAAAUGGAGAAUAUUAUGAUGAUGAUGACAACGAUGAGGAUUAUAAUUUCAAACCAGAUAUUAUUAAUCAACAAAUUGCCGAAAGUUAUCAGAACCUUCGUCAAUAUUUCAUCAAUUCCAACUCAGGGUUCACUAGGAGAGCCGAUGAAGAGCAAGAAUUGGAACCUAUUGAUGAGCAUGGAAAUCCUCUCAAAUUCAGUAGGUUUAAGGCUGCUCAAGUGAAUCCAAAAGUCGAUUAUUUUGCAUAG